CGCACCAUGACACUGGCAGCUAGCCUAGCCGGCUAACUUGGCUAAUCUGAUUUAUCGCCUGAGUUAAGCGCACGUAACGUUAGCCAGGAUUACCAAAUUUAGUUUUCCAUAUCUAGCGUUUAACGCAAUAUCUAUCUGACAUCAAACAGCCACUCGUUACAAGAAUGGCAUCGCUUGGGGAGCCCGUACGGUUGGAAAGAGAUAUUAACCGUGCUAUUGAACUGCUUGAUAAGCUCCAGAGGACGGGGGAAGUGCCUCCCCAGAAGCUGCAGGCACUGCAGAGGGUCUUACAGAGUGAAUUCUGUAACGCUGUCAGAGAAGUUUAUGAACAUGUGUAUGAAACAGUGGACAUCAACAGCAGUCCUGAAGUCAGGGCCAACGCCACAGCUAAGGCUACAGUGGCAGCUUUUGCAGCAAGUGAGGGACACUCACAUCCACGUGUCGUGGAACUGCCAAAGACAGAGGAAGGCCUGGGUUUUAACAUAAUGGGAGGAAAGGAACAAAACUCACCUAUUUACAUCUCACGGAUCAUCCCAGGAGGCAUCGCUGACCGUCACGGAGGCCUGAAGAGAGGCGACCAGCUUCUCUCUGUUAAUGGGGUGAGUGUUGAAGGUGAGCACCACGAGAAAGCUGUGGAACUCCUUAAAGCAGCUCAGGGCACAGUGAAGCUGGUAGUAAGGUACACCCCCAAAGUCCUAGAGGAAAUGGAGUCACGCUUUGAGAAAAUGAGGUCGGCGAAACGCCGGCAACAGAACAACUAUCCCCAGUAGGAUUUUUCCAUGUUGAUGCCCAGCUCCCAUGUCUCUCCUCCUCUAGCCUUCUGGCCAUCUGUUCUGGUCUCUCUCUCAUCUCCCUGCCCAAAAAAACAUAACAAACAUACCCAAGUUAAGUUUUAGUUGCCACUCACACAUACCUUAUAUAGUGCUUCUACCCCUCUCUGUAGCAUUUUUAAUAUUCACCAUUGUUACUGUACUAGACACUAUGACUCUAGACGAACACUAGAAUGAAUAUGAUUGUCAGCGUAGGUGGUCUCUCACACGUGUGCAUUAUUUUUGAAUUGACAAAUUGAAUGCAUUUUUGAGUACUUUUGAGACCAAUUGCAGAGCUGCUUUGACUGGAAAGGUAGUGUUUUUAAUUCUUUUAUCACAGCCACUACCAAGUGCCUCAGGGCAAACACAUUUAUCCUAUGUACUGUGUUCACCAUUCUUUUCUUCUUUGUAAUGGUUUAAAGUCAAUUACUGGUAAUUAAAUGCUUGUGGCAGGAAUUACUACAUGCUUUGCAACUGUUGUUCUCAAAGAUUGUUUAAUUUGGUUAGAAAUACAGUUUAAUUUUAAUGGCCACUCUACAUGCAUGUCCGGAAGAGGAAAGCUUUGGAGGAGUUGAUGACAGUUUGAAUUUAUUAAAAAGAGAUAGUUGUGUGUUUGAGGACACUUCAAAUCAAAAGUGAUAGAUUAUCUUUAAGGUUUUUCUCUGGGCUUACCCUCUAAGAUUUCUAACGUCAUAGCACACUAUAAAAAGCUCAGCAGGUACUGUGGGGUUUGAGUUGCCCAGCAGGUACUGUAAGUGAUGUAAUGGGGUCUCAGCAACUCAUGAACUAAAUUCCUGCCACCACACAGACUCACACUUUUACUUUUAUCAAAGUAAUAAAACUUCACAAGCAUAAACUCCAAUCUGCAUGACACGAGAUGAAAGCUGUUCGAUUUUCAUUCAUUUUUCUUGACCUAAAUCAGGAAUUUACUAUAUGUCAUAUUUGUCUUUAGCCAGAUACAGUACUUAAUAAGAAGUCAGUUAACAUUUCUCUGUGAUCUUUGCUAAAACUGCUUGUUAGCAUCGCUUGCAUCAUUUAGUGAUAGCACAAAGCCGAUAAAAGUAAAACAUUCAUAACAUCAAUCUCUUUAUGUCACAGAAAUACCUGAUGUGAGCUUUCACCAUUGUUUUAAUGAAUGAAAUAGCAGAUGUUAACAUCACACAUACUGUAUAUGGCCAUUGCUUAUUCAUCAGGACUUUACACAGUAUUUAGGGCAUUAUAUUGUAAAUCUGUGACAUUGGCAUAUCAUUCAUUUUUAUUUUUCUGUCUGUUUCUAAAAUUUUGUUACUCCACUUCUUACUCAACACAAAAACGUGUCUGAAAUGAAGCAUUCGCUGCUUUUGAACUUUUAUAUCCUGGUAUCAUUUCCUGUGUGUCACUAUAGAGUUAUUGCCAUACAGUACUUGGACAGUUUUGUCAUUUUUCUUAUAUAAUCACUAAGAGUUGUCUUUGCUCCAUUAAAGCCAGAGUUUCAGUGACACCACUGUACUCUGGAUUUAAUAUACAAACUGCACGUCAUGUUAAAAAAAGAAUGAUAAUGACAAACAUUUUACUACUGAAAACUGCCACUCAUUGGCAGUUCUGAUAUGCAUUUUUAAGCAGGCUAUAUCGACCAGUGUCAGUAACCCUCAUUUUACUGUAUUUGUAGGGUUUCCUCUCACAUUUACACAUAAAAACAAAGUUUUAUUCGUGUUUGCAGAAUGCAUGUUUAGCUACCAUAUUGAUGUUCCACGUAUCAUGAGAAAACAUCUGAUGAUGUGGAAUAUUAAUGAUUGAGAAGUCCAAAUCCUUAAGCCUACAUGCAAAAUGUCAGUCGAAUAAGUCAGCACGUUGUGGUUUUCUCUCGCUUUUCCAGCGAAGGAAAAAAUUAAGUCAGUUUCAGUCUGAUGAUUGUCUGUUAGAGCCCCCUCCUCAUUCAGUCCUUCGGUGUGUGAGGACAACAAACUCACCUCAGAACAAAUUUAAUUUCAGAGAUUUUUUUUUCACAGAAGUGUUUUGUUUCCAUGGUAGAUGCAAUAUCCUGUACAUAGCAUAUAGCAUACUGUAAACUAGGCUGUAGCUGUGUGAGCCAUACUAUCGUGAGGUCUCAGGAUCAACACAUCGCAUAGUUGAGACAGGGAUGUGGUAACAAUGAAGAUAUUUGCUAUUUAUCUAACUGGUGUAGAAAUUAGAUGCGUGGUGGAUAAAGUAACAAAAACACAUGACAGUAUAUGAAAGCAGGGAAAAUUAAACCAUUAGCGUAGCUUCAGUCUCUCUCUGAAUGAUGUCAUGCAUAUCCUGAGCUGUUUGUCCUCUUGUGUUGAACUGUUUUUCACAAAUUAAUUCCUUUUUAAUGCAGUGUAGUGUUUGACAUAUGCCGUCGUGAUUGGCAUGGCAUAAUGACUUAAUGACUACUUAAACAGCUGUACAGUUAUUGUGACCAAGGCAUCUGAAAUUAGGGCAUUGAUGGUUUCUGUUUGCUUGUUUAGCUGAUUUUGUGAUGUAGUUAGUCCAAAGCUUCUCUCUCUCAUUUGGUGUUUUUGUUAUUUUAUCCACCAUCUCUUAACAUACAGUAAGGUCCAAUAAGAACAGCUGCUUAUGGCAUCAGUUGCUCCAACUAACUGUAAAUAGCUCAUUCAAAACUAUUGAAGUCCAUAGAUACGUCUGGCUUUUAAAAAAAAUGUAUCAUUUUCUCCAAAAUAUGGUUUUGUGUUUCACUGAUCUCAAAAAGACUACACCAUUAAAUGCAUUGAAAUGCAUCGAGUGCUAAAAAUAUCAUUAACAGCAAACGGUUAGGGAGAGAUUACUUCAUAAUUGGAACUAAAAUUGUAGUUUGCAAACAAGUCGCUUUUUGGUAUCUUUGUUUUAUUGGUUGCAAUCUCUACAUUCGUCCAUAAUUACCUUCCAUGUCAUCUCAAAGUCUGCUGUUCCUUUAAAUGUCAGGUUUAUCUGCAGGGCAACCUUCACCCAAGUCAGUGGAAGGUGUCAUUAAUUUAUAUCGAAUUGUUACCUUUAUAUUGCAAAAUUUAAAAAAAAAGAAGAAAAAGAACGAUAAUUCAUGAUGAGCACAUAGCCCAGAUAUAUUUAGCAGGUGUGCUCCCUGUAAUCCAUUACUCCAUAUGAAAAAUGCUGAAUUUUGGGACAAAGUAUAAAACAAAACACAGACACAGUACUGCAAAAACUGAAUGCAAAUCAACUAUCUAUGCAAGGACAUUUCAAAACUUUGGAAAUCUCCUUUAUUGGUGCGAAAUAGUUGUCAUUUCACUACAGAAUGUAGUUGAAAAUUACUACUUUAAGGCUGUGUGGACAAAUGUCUAAUGUAAUAUGACUUGUUCAUCUUGCUGCACUUAAACACAAUGGAGUUACAUAAUCUUAUGAGACACAGUGUUUGCUGUUGUAACAUUCUCAUAUUGAUCACCAUCAAGUAACAGUGAAGAUUUCCAGCUGACAUUAGCCUUGCUAUCUAAAUAAUGAUUGUCCGGAUGUGUGUAAAAGAGUAGGCUUAUGUUAAAAUGUGGUUAGUAGCAGACCAUUUCAUAGGCUGCGUUGAGCAUACUUUUGUUUUGAGGCAGACAAUUUAGCAGAAGAGUUGGGGUGUACAUAAAAGUUGAAAUGUCUUAAUAUAAUGUAUAGUUUGUCCCUUAAUUGUGUUUUAUCCAACUUUAGAUAUCUAGCUUCACUGCUCACACACCUACACACGUAUAGUAAAUCAGGAAAAAAUGUAAUGAGACUUGGUAUUGAUAUUGCACAGUCACACUCUCCACUGAAUGUCACUGACCAUUGUCUAAGUUAGUUUCAAAAUUUUGUGAAGUACCCUUCAACUUUUUACCCUCUUUCCUUGUCUAUAUAUUGGAAUGGUCAAUAAAGUAUUUUUUAUAAUAGUUUUCUUUUGAUAUUUUUCUCAAUUUUUAUAAGUGGUUUUACUAAAAAAUAAAUACCAGGAAUGAUUGGUACUUCCAUUUUGACUGUGUACCAGGGCCAUAUCAGCAAAGCCUCUCUGAAAUGCAGUGCUGAAAUGGAACGGCUCUUGUAGCUGUAUGAAAUUACAGACUUAAGAAGAGACACCGUCCUAGAUCAGCGCUUCUUUUCUGAGAUCUGAACUGAUUCUUCUUUUCUUUUUAGUACCAAGACCAAACUUGCAACAUUUGUGAAAAUUUUGAUAAUGUUUUGAAAUGUUUAAUCAGUGCUUGUUUAGGAUUAUUACCUGUAGACUCUGUUGUAUUAUUUUGUGUUCUCUGUUUUGUUAUCUAAUUUACUGUGUUACAUUGAUGUGGAAUGUAAAAUGUUGUGAUGUAGAACAUAAUAAUUGGACUGGAGGCUAAAUAAACAGUGCUUGAAUUUA
Toxotes jaculatrix (banded archerfish) is the source of this 5130-nucleotide messenger RNA. It is a transcript of the gene lin7c, whose product is annotated as lin-7 homolog C (C. elegans). Gene Ontology annotation, molecular function: L27 domain binding. The transcript is spliced from 5 exons. The record is from RefSeq and is a predicted model, not a curated record. NCBI's taxonomy places the organism in Eukaryota, Metazoa, Chordata, Actinopteri, Toxotidae. Gene Ontology annotation, cellular component: basolateral plasma membrane; synapse; cell-cell junction. The coding region runs from base 165 to 770 and encodes 201 amino acids. Gene Ontology annotation, biological process: neurotransmitter secretion; maintenance of epithelial cell apical/basal polarity; protein localization to basolateral plasma membrane.